AUGCCGACCGACGAAGAGACCAAGAACUUGGCAGUCGUGACCGAGUACUUCACCGAGUACUGGGGCAAAGCCAACCCCUCCAUCGUCGACAAACACUGCGCCGACAACUUCGCCUUCCCAGACAUCUCCUUCCACGCAUACCAGCACCCCCUCAUCGCGAGCGGGCCGUAUGUCAUCGGCCGCUGGAUCGGCGGCGGCACGCACACCGGCGGUGCGUUCGGCGACCUCCCCGUCGGGGCGCUGGACGAGGCCGGUACGGGGAGGCGGAUGCGCUUUUCUGGCAUCACGAUAUUCACGUUGCGGGACGGGAAGAUUGUGGACGAGACGGGCGAGGAGGGCGCGCUGACUGCGCUGCAGGGGUUGGGGCUCGUGCCGCCGCCGAAUGCUGGGAGGGAGGUCGAGUUUUUGCAUGAGAAGUAG
Lasiodiplodia theobromae is the source of this 420-nucleotide messenger RNA. RefSeq lists its product as uncharacterized. The coding region runs from base 1 to 420 and encodes 139 amino acids. Lineage: Eukaryota; Fungi; Ascomycota; Dothideomycetes; Botryosphaeriales; Botryosphaeriaceae. The record is from RefSeq and is a predicted model, not a curated record. Gene Ontology annotation, biological process: polyketide metabolic process. The transcript is spliced from 2 exons.